AUUUGAAGGAUCUUUUUUCCCAUGAAGCUGUUGUAUUUAUGCACAUCCAGAUGAUAUAUACAUUUGGGAGGGAUCCACAGUUGCAAAGAAGUAUCACGGCUGAAACUGCACCUCUAAUAUCUGCUCCUGUAAUGGUCCUUGUUAACAACCGAACUGCAAGUGCAAGUGAAAUAGUGGCAACGGCACUCCAUGAUAAUUGCAGAGCAGUGCUUGUAGGGGAGAAAACUUUUGGCAAGGGACUGAUCCAAUUGGUAUUUGAACUCGAUGAUGGAUCUGGUGUGGUUGUGACAAUUGGGAAGUAUGUCACACCAAGUCACAUGGAUAUCAAUGGGAAUGGCAUAGAGCCUGAUUUCACACAUAGACCAGGCAUACUAAAAUUCUCAAAAACGCACGCUUAGUGCUGAUCAUCAUAU
Messenger RNA from Amborella trichopoda, 413 nucleotides. The record is from RefSeq and is a predicted model, not a curated record. Lineage: Eukaryota; Viridiplantae; Streptophyta; Magnoliopsida; Amborellales; Amborellaceae.